AUGCCAAAUGGCCAGUUCUCUUGGGCCCAAGCCGCGAAGGCAUGGAAGUCACAGCCCGUCGACUGGCGACCGGCCAGUGAGCUCCUCAGCACUGAUGCAGAGCCAGACGAGCCCCUGACCACAGAGGCCUGGGACAUCUCUACUUCGUCGGAGCCGCUGGGGCUACAGGCAGUGCUGGACUACGUGGCUCCGUACUGGGAGGUGGUUUACGAAGGCAACGAGUCGGCGGCGGAACACGCGGAAGAGCUGUACUUUACCUACCUCUACAAUGUGACGGCUGAAAGCCGAGAGGCGCCUGUCCUGCAAGCAUGUUGGCAUGGUUUGGCUACCGGUGCCAAUUCAGAGCAGCCGCUGCUGGGCGAUACUGCUUCCAAGGCAUUCCUGAGCGUCACCUUGCCCAGGCUCACGGAGCUCUGUGACCCUCGCUUCGAGGGCGAUUACAGUGCAGUUCUUGUCACAUAUCAUGACAACGGCCUCUUCGCCAACAUUUUGCAACUCCUAGAUGCACUCUUGCUGGCAAAGCCCGGCGCCCCUGUGCUCGUAGAUUGGCAGCGGAAGGGAGGCGAAGGUCAUUUUCAGUAUGGCCCCAUCGGUUUCGAUCUCUUCGAGCACCUCUUCUCAAGAACUCAGCGCUGUCGGUCCUGGGGCAAGUACUCCGCCGACCGACGGCUUCAGUCUUCGUCGUACAACAUGAACAAGAGGGUGAGCAUCCUCUUCAUGAACAUGCUGCGAGGCUUGAUUUGGAGCGUUCCUCCCAAGGACUUCCAAGCACUGCGUCAAGGCUACCACCGGGCAAUGCAGGGUGCCCUCACAAUCUCUCCGCUGAUCAGUCGGAGAGUGAGAGAGGUGACGGACACCUGGCCAGAAAGAGCCCGUGUGGUGGGUGUUCACAAACGGUUGGGCACAAACGAGGUGGCGGCAUGUCAGCUUGCUCAGAGGAACCCUCCACCGGAGGAGUACCUUGAAGCCGCGAAGGCCCUUCUGCAGCAGACUCCGCCUGGUGUCCAGCAGGUGCUCUAUCUAGCCACCGACGAGGUCCAGACCGUUGAAGUCUUCCGAAAGGCAUUACCGCCUGGAAGCCAGAUACAGUUGUGCUGUCGCGAUGGCGUGAAGCGCUCGCGAGGCGGAGUUCGUUCAGACGGUAUUGACAACGAAGUCCACCGAUCUCCCUGCGAAGCUAUCGACGCUGAGGAUGCAUUGGUGGACGCCAUGUGUUUGAGCAAGUGCACGGACCUGGUUUGCAUAGACUCGAACUUGUCCAUCUUUGUAUCGAUGCUGAGUCCCAGGAUACAUAUCCAUGCGAUGAGCGACGCUGUCCCCCCCGGGUGGGAGGAGCGAGCAAAUUACCCCAGGGAGCCCGUGUACUCCACCUACAGGGUGGCCUGGAACCCUGGCCUUUUCCUUUCAGCCUUCCCCAGCACUGCUGCGGAAAUUGUGGGCCAAGUGCUCUUUGACCAGAUUGUUCGUGCUACAGGACGCUAUUGGGAAGGCUGGGUUGAGCUGGAGAGCGGUGGCUGGGUUCGGGCGCAAGGUGGCAGGAGCGGUUGUUGGGCAAUGGAAUACGUAGAAAAUGGGAUGGUCUCCAUGCGAAGAGUAUCCCGUGGUGAGCUUCUGGUUCCAGAGGGUGAAAG
Messenger RNA from Symbiodinium sp. CCMP2456, 1631 nucleotides. The record is from the annotation of a GenBank genome assembly. Lineage: Eukaryota; Dinophyceae; Suessiales; Symbiodiniaceae.